Liolophura sinensis is the source of this 1158-nucleotide messenger RNA. Its product is annotated as transmembrane protein 19-like. The transcript is spliced from 6 exons. The record is from RefSeq and is a predicted model, not a curated record. Lineage: Eukaryota; Metazoa; Mollusca; Polyplacophora; Chitonida; Chitonidae. Bases 8 to 1027 code for a protein of 339 amino acids. Gene Ontology annotation, cellular component: membrane.
AAACAAAAUGGACUCCCUCACUCCUAUUUUACUACUCGUCAUUCCUUUAAGUGUGAUAUGCUGGGUUUCUAACAUCGCUUUUAGGAGCUACUACCUAAAUUUCGAUACAACAGAAGCCCCAGGACCCUGGAGAUGGAUAGCCUCGAGUCUUCUGCCAUUGAUCUUGGCUGGGUGGGGACUACGAAGGAAAAGCUUAAGUCUUUCAGGGGCUGUAGCAGCCUCAGUGGUAGGGUUUCUCAUGACAAUAAGCAGUUUGUGUUUCUCUGCCUCUAUCAUCGCCUUCUUCCUCACAUCCUCAAAGGCCACAAAAUUCCGAAGUCGUCAAAAGCAAAAAUUAGAAGAGGAUUUUAAGGAAGGUGGGCAGAGGAACUGGAUCCAGGUGUUCUGUAAUGGCAGCGCUCCUGCUACCUUUGCCCUGGUGUAUGUGAUAGAUGUGGGCAGUGUGGAGACAGUUGUGGAUUUUCGCGCCCACUAUGUGGCCUCAUGGCUGUCCAUGUCAGUAUUGGGGGCUGUAGCGUGCUGUAACGGAGACACAUGGGCGUCUGAGAUCGGCACUGUGCUCGGGGGAGGGUCACCGCGGCUCAUCACAACACUUAGCAAAGUCCCUAAAGGCACUAAUGGUGGUGUGACAUUAGUUGGACUCCUCAGUAGUCUGUUGGGAGGGUUAGUGGUGGGCGUGACCUAUUAUAUUACCCUCCUCCUUUGCACAAAGUCCAAUCAUCUCUCAGACAGCCCUUCUCAGUGGCCAAUCAUCUUGGUGGGCGGGGCCAGUGGUUUCCUAGGCUCCGUGAUUGACUCAUUCCUUGGUGCUACAUUGCAGUAUUCAGGUUAUUCCGAAAAGAGGAAGUGUAUUACGGAACAUCCUGGUGAAGACGUUCAUGACAUCAGUGGAGUGAGGUUUCUGGACAACCACAGUGUGAACCUGGUCUCCUCAGUCCUCACAGCUCUGCUCACACCGCACAUGGCUUUCUGGAUCUGGGCUAACCUCCAUCUUGUCACAGGAACAACAGGGGUAGGGACAGUCUGACAGUGUGAUAACUUGGGGGGUGAGAGGCGGGUGGAAGGGUGAGCAGGAUCAUCAAUUGGAAGUAUGUAGAUGGCUAUGAUUGUCAUGUGAUCUUUUGCCAAGCUUUAUUAUAGUGACUGACUUGGCAGAGA